UUUCCUUUUGCCUUAAAAUGUCUAUACGUGCUUUCGCUAUUCGUAGUCAAUAUAGCAAGGCUAUUUUGAGUUCCCCGACUCACACUAGACUACUUCAUUCUUCCCGUUCAUGUUAUCACCAACAACAACAACAAAAGAAACCUUUGUUCAGUCGUUUAGCUAGCAGCUGGAACAACACAGAGACAAAAUGGUACCCUAUCCCAGUUGCUCUUGGUUUAGGUGUUAUUGGUAGCAUUCAAUACCUUCGAGUUAGAGAAAGGGAAGAUCGCCACGUUGAGCAUCCUAAAAAAUACGUUGCUUCCGGUCCUUGGCAAGUUCACGUAGCUGCUGCCUUGCCUUUAAGAUCAAUGUCUCGAUUAUGGGGUGCUUUCAAUUCAAUCAAUAUCCCUACUCCUUUACGUCCUAUGGGUUACAAACUGUAUAGUUGGAUCUUUGGUUGUAAUCUCGAAGAAAUGAAGAAUCCUGAUCUUUAUUCUUAUCCUAACCUGUCUGCAUUUUUCUACCGAGAACUAAAAGAAGGUGUUCGACCUAUCGCCAAUGCCCCUCUUGUAUCCCCUUCUGAUGGUAAAGUCUUGCAUUUUGGUAUAGUUCAAGGAAAGGAAAUCGAACAAAUCAAGGGUGUGACAUAUAAUUUGGACGCAUUGCUCGGUAAUGAUGACAGGCCUAUGUCACCUGUCGAUAAUGCCAUCCUUGGCAAUGAUGCUCAGUUAGUAGACGAGGAAGAAUUUGCUAAUGUGAACGGUAUUGAAUAUUCAUUGGGUGACAUGAUGAGUGAAGGCCACUCUGUGAAGACUGAAUCUGCCGUUGGUUCAGAUGGUUUGGCUACUUCAGAAAAGACAGAUCCCAAAGUAGAGCGUGAUUUGGCUAAACUGGCUGAUGUCAAGUCAGACAUGGACGAACAUAAAGUCAAGCCUGGCCAUGCCAUGUUCUUUUGCGUUGUGUAUUUAGCUCCUGGUGACUACCAUCGAUUCCAUUCACCUACCAAUUGGGUUGUGCAGACAAGAAGACAUUUUGCUGGUGAAUUGUUUAGUGUGUCGCCUUACUUUGUCAAUUUGUUGCAGAACUUGUUUGUCCUGAAUGAGCGUGUGGCUCUGUUGGGUAAAUGGAAACAUGGUUUCUUCUCUAUGAUACCUGUAGGCGCUACCAAUGUGGGAUCUAUCAAGAUCAAUUUUGAUGAAGCUCUCAAGACAAACCGUAAAGAAGAUCUUCCUUUAGGCACAUACACUGAAGUCACUUACAAGUCUGCUAGUAAGAUUUUGAAUGGUAAAGCAUUGCGUUUUGGUGAUGAAAUGGGUGGUUUCUAUUUAGGGUCCACUGUUGUUUUAGUCUUUGAAGCACCUACUUCAUUUAAAUUUAAUGUGACAUCUGGACAAAAGAUCAAAAUGGGUGAAGCAUUAGGCCAAAUUGAACCUUAAUUGUACAUAACAAAUAAAAAAAAAGGAGAAGAAGCAAACUCGAAUGUAAAGCAACAAAAAUUAAGGGGCUGAUCGAAUGCUCUCCUUAAUAGAAUCACAUC
This is a messenger RNA of Gilbertella persicaria, 1516 nucleotides long. RefSeq names its product phosphatidylserine decarboxylase-domain-containing protein. NCBI's taxonomy places the organism in Eukaryota, Fungi, Mucoromycota, Mucoromycetes, Mucorales, Choanephoraceae. Gene Ontology annotation, biological process: phosphatidylethanolamine biosynthetic process. The transcript has a single exon. Gene Ontology annotation, cellular component: mitochondrion. The record is from RefSeq and is a predicted model, not a curated record. Bases 18 to 1415 code for a protein of 465 amino acids. Gene Ontology annotation, molecular function: phosphatidylserine decarboxylase activity.